GCGCGCCGCCCCCCCACCCGCGCGGCCCCCGCUCGGCUCCGCUCGGCUCCCCCGCGGCCGCGCCGGGCCGGCCAGGUGGUGGCGGCAGCGCGGGCGAGGCAGUGCCAUGGCAGGCGCGGCCCCCAGCACCAGCGCCAGCGCCCACCUGGCGCCCUGCCCCAGCCGCUGGUAGGCACCCUUGCCCCGCGGCGGGGAUCCCCUUCCUCCUCUCCCUGCCGCCCCCGAGGGCAGUGGUGCGAGGCAGCAGGAGCCACCCCGGCCCGCGGGGCCAAGGACUUGCUGACCCAUCCGCAGCAUCCUUCUUCGGCGAGCGCUGCGCUGCAGAGAGAAGUUCCUACUGCCCAGCUUCCAUUUUGGUGCAGGCUGCCGUGGUAUCUUUUAAUUGUUCAUAUUCAGGAUAGAGCAAACAAUGGGGAGAAAACUAGAUCUUUCUGGCUUGACUGAGGAGGAAGCAGAACACGUACUUCAGGUGGUCCAAAGAGAUUUCAGCCUUCGGAAGAAAGAAGAAGAAAGGUUGAGUGAAAUGAAGCAGAAGCUGGAUGAAGAGGGUAACAAGUGCAGCAUCCUUUCCAAGCAUCAGAAGUUUAAUGAGCAUUGUUGCAUUCGCUGCUGCUCCCCUUUCACUUUUCUCAUCAAUAGCAAGCGGCAGUGCCAAGACUGCAAGUAUAAUAUCUGCAAGAACUGCUGCUCCUAUCAGAAGAAGGAGAAGGCUUGGAUCUGCCGUGUCUGCCAGCAGGCAAGAUUCCUAAGGACCCAGUCCCUGGAAUGGUUUUAUAAUAAUGUAAAAAGCCGCUUUAAACGUUUUGGGAGUGCUAAAGUCCUGAAGAAUUUAUACAGGAAACACAGACUGGAGAGCGGAGCCUGUUCUGACUUAAUAGAAGGAAGCUUUUUCGAAGGAAGCACAGAAAAUGAAGGAAGUGUUUGUGGCAGUGAUGCUACGUUCUACAGACAGUCUGAAGGACAUAGUAUGAUGGACACCCUUGCUGUGGCAUUGCGAGUUGCGGAAGAAGCAGUAGAAGAAGCCAUUUCCAAGGCAGAUGCAUAUGGUGACAGCCUGGACAAACAGAAUGAGGCGUGUUAUUUACGAGAACACAAGGAGGAACUGAUAGAGGAACUUGCCACUACCAUAGUGCAGAAGAUCAUAAGAAAACAACAAAGCCAAGCUGUACAGGCUGAGGCUGCUUUUGAAUGGCCACAGUCCAGGAGUAGUGGACUGGUAUCUGCUGCUGUCUCAGAUCAGAGCAUGCUGACUUUCCCAGGGAGUCGCAGGGGAUCCUUUGCAUUAUGGAGAUCUCAGUCAGCAUUCUCAUUAACUAUGGACGAUGCACCAAGCAAGGGCCUGGACCUCGCAUCUUCUAUGUCUGAGCUUCUUUGGAGACAUCAGAAAGGCCAGUCCAGGAGAAAGAAGGAACAUAAAAUGUCUGCAUUGCCCAGCUGGAAAAGUGUGGACAGGCUAAAUGAAAUAAGCCCGCCUCCUGUUUUACACAGCACCGAUGGAAACUGGGUGGCUUUGCAAAAUGUCGCCUUGCCGCUCCCUCGAAUGCUUGCCAAACCAAAGAGCCAAGUGUUCAAAGCCUUGGAGAAUGAGUCUAGCGUUGUGUCUGCUUAUGAUGAGAUGGGCUCUGACAGUGAGGAUGACUAUGACUGGAAUGUGGCCUUGAACAAGCUGCACCAGAGGCCAAGGCAGUUGUCGGAGGACUCCUAUUAUACUGAUUCCCAGUACAACACAGAAUGGGCUUAUGGCAAUGAUCAGUACCAACCAAUCACCUCCCCUUCCUCGGGACUGUGUACCAACACAGAGACAGUAUACUCGGACUCGGAAACAUCUUCAGUAAAUUCUUCCAGAGAGGCUGGAGGAUCUAGCCAGCUUCCUUGGCUGCAAAGGAGAACUCAAAGUGAGAAGUCCCAAGCAGAAAGAACCUAUUUGCAUGGAGAACUGGAUGUAAAUUUCAAUCCACGAACAUCCAGUAUAGAGUAUUCAGACAGCAGUGAGGAGGCUGAGGAAGUCAAUUAUGACUUAGAAAAGAGGUCUAGAAGGUGGAGAAAGAGCAAAGUUGUCUCAGAAGAACUGUGGGAAGGAAAACAUCAUGGAAAAACUCACAAGAAUGAGAGCUCAAAUCAGGAUUUUGAAGAUUUAUCAGAAAGUGAUAUAAGCAGUGAGGAUCAACACAAUAAAAUUAAAGCAGACCUUAUGGAGGAAGAGCUUAAAUCCAGGUUAUUUGACCUAGCUGCUAAGAUGAAUGACAAGGAAACAUCUUCCGGUGAAGAACAGAAAUCAGAGCCUCCAACAGAAUAUGAGAACCAGAAGGAGAGUGUGUCAUCGGAAGAAAACAGCAAAAGCAUACAGGAUGAGCUGAAGAAGAAGUACUCUGCUGUCUCUCUCUGCAACAUAUCUACAGAGGUCCUAAAAGUCAUUAAUGCCACAGAGGAACUGAUAGCAGAAUCCACAGGCCCUGGUGAUCUCCCAGCAGACACUCAUGACAGAGGGAAAGAGGUGUUUCCAUUAGGUACAGACCCUGUCAGACUUGAUGAGCAGCUCACCACGUUGGAAGAAAAUGUAUACUUGACAGCAGGCACUGUGUAUGGGUUAGAGGGUCAGCUGACGGAGUUAGAGGAUGCAGCACGCAAAAUUAACAGUAUUACAGCAGAAUCCGAACUAGCUGAGCUGGAAGAUCAGGUAGCAACGGCGGCAGCACAGGUUCAUCAUGCAGAGCUUCAGAUUUCAGAUAUUGAAAGCAGAAUUUCAGCGCUCACUUGUGCAGGCUUGAAUGUGGCACCAUGUGUUCGCCUGGCAAGAAAACGGGAGCAAAAACAAAUGAACCAGACGCAAACAAUAGACACAUCAAGACAGCAAAGGAGAAAGCUUCCAGCUCCACCAGUAAAAGGUGAAAAAACUGAUGAGACUCCAGUUACUACUACUACUACUACUAGAACAUUUAACAGAAACUUCAUGCUCCGAGGAUCUCUAACACAAAGAACUAAAGAGAGAAAAAGCACUGCCAAGGACCCAAAGAUCAACUAGCAGCAACAGCCAGACAGAAGCAAGACAAGGAUGAGAGCAGCUGGCCCCAGUCACUCACCUGUUCACCGAGGCUCUGCUCCACAGGUGACUGAUGCUCCACAGAGAAACAAGCCCAGCACUUGGGGGCAGCUGGCAUUUUAUACCUAGAAGACCAGGCUAGAAGGAGGGAGGGAGGAAGGGGAUGGAUGGACGUCAGCUGCACAGCUGAGCAAAAUCUACAUUGGAAAAGUAAUUGUUCUUGUAGCUCCAUUAAACAGCUCUGAGGGGGAGAGCUGGGGGCGGUGUUAAUGCAAUGCAUGGCUAGGGGCACUUUGUCAGCAUGAUCGACCAGCUUCAAGGAAGACCCUCCCUUUUCCCAGCCAGCGAGGAGUGGGAGCCAGCAGGGAGGGGGUAUGGAUGCUGCUCCACCCCCAUAAAUCUGCUGGGUCUCACAGACUGGAGCAGCAACAGCUUGGUCACUGCACUCUUCAUCACAGAAGUUGUCAAUCUGAAAAGCACUUUCCAAAGCUAGGGAGACAAGACCGCACAAGUUCAGAAGAACAUCACUGGGGAUGAGGUGCUCAGGAGAGACAGAAAGAAGUGGGACUCCCAAAGUAGUGUGAUGAGGAUUGCCCUUCCACCAUCCCCAAGUUGCAUUCCUUUGUUAUUGGGGUUUUUCCCAUGUGCCCUAGCUCGGAUCCCCCGCCCCCAAAAGCAUACUGAGGGGUGUGCAUGUUCCAGACUGUCACAUAGGAUACAGAGAUCUCCCUCAGCUUGGGCACCUGAACAGUGCUAUAGCAGUGAAGUUUGGUGCCCGGGGCAAAGCCCACAGGAGCAGCCCGCCCUUGCCCCACACACAGGUCCGGUGGAGGGGGAUACACAUCCCCCAUGUUUGCCUGGAAGUGCACACAGUGGUGGAAGCCGCGCUUCCCCCAUCCCUGCACCCCCCCCCCCAAACCAGCUGCUCGCAGCUCCAUCCCAUGCCCUGGCCCAGCUGGGCAGCACCUGUUGGCACCCCUUCGCUUCAGUGCCCGGGGUGGUUGCCCCGCUUCCCCCCGCCCCUUGCUAUAGCACUGCACCUGAAGCAGUCUAGCCACAUAGCAGGUGAAUUAGCCCAUGUGAAGCACUGGCCUGCUGUGACUAGCCUACAUCUAAUACCCAGGCCAUCUCAUUUAGAGCUGGCUCCAGUAUCUUUACACUAUACUGCAUACACUAAGCUCAUGAAAGAGAGAGGAGAAGAGUUUAACAGGCCCAGGAGCCUUCUAACAGAAGUUCAUGGUGAUCAGCAGCCUCUGAUCUCUUCCUUGGUCCUUGCACUUUUUUCUUCUUGAGGAAAGACACUGGUCCCAUCUCAAGGAUUAUAUUGGAGCAACCCAGUUACAUGUAAGCAUUUAGGAUCCGAUUCAGCAAGGCACAUUAGCUGCUGCAUAGCUGUGAUCACCUGUGUGGUCUGCUGCUUAUAGACUUAAAGUUAAGCAGUGGGUUUAGGUCCCAGUCCAGCAAGCUACUUAAGUGAAAGAUUAAAUCGAUCCUGAAUCAGCAAAGCACUUCAGCAUUCCCCUAUUGUUAAAGAGGUUGUCAAAUUGCUGCAUAUGGAAGUUUUGAUCCAGUGCUCACUAUGGGUGUGUCCAGACAAGAGUGCACAUGCAUUUCCCCAGGGACAAAUAGCAGUGGCACAUAGUUGUGUCACUGCUACUUGUCCCCAGGGAACACCUGUACAUGCACGCUCUGUUGUGUGGCAAGUUGCCCCAAGUGGGGUACAGGAGGACGGGGCUAGCACCUGGGCUGGUCCCAGCAGCCUUACCUGGGGUUUUGGGGGCCUCCUGGGGCUCCAGCUGCAGCCAUCCAGCCAGCAGCUGGAGUGUGGCUCUGGCUGGCCAGGAUCCUGUUUCAGAUGGUGCACGCUGGGCCCUCCCGCCCCCCCCCUUUUUUUUUUUUUGGCUCAGGUUUUUCUGACACAGGGAACACCUGCAUGUGUAUACUUACUAUGCAUGCGCGCUCGUCUGGAUAUGCCCCGAGUCUACACUAGCAGAUGUCUAGUUCUAAUCAUUUCUGCACUAAGGACUUUAUAAAAAUGCACUUCUUGAAUAACACAGUCCUUAUUUUCAGUGAAGAAAUCAUUGCCCGGUAAUGGAUCUCUCUAUUUAUAUAACCAAGAAUGUGGUUUAUGUUUGCAUGGCUCUAAAGAGUGUUUGAUCUAGCUGUUAGCAGAUACUUCAGUUCUAAUCCUGUACUAAUGAAGCAGCUCACUCUUUAUGCAACUAUUUCGAGAUUUCUAAUAACUAAUGACCCUAUCACUAAGGUCUUUAUAGGUAAAGGAACAUCUCUUACUAUUACUGUAUUGAGAUUCACAAAAGGAUAAAAUUAUUUUAAACCUACCCCUGACAUUCUUGAUUCUAUUUUGAACGUGUUUAAGGAAAUGGAGUAGACAAUUUUUUGCUAUUCCUUUCAUGUCAGAGGGAAUUAAACAAAACAAAACAAAAACAUUGGUGGUUUAGUUAUGCUUUAAAUUUGGGCAAAGUUACUAAACAUUGCUACAGUGAGUCACUUCUAUGCCAUUAGUGCAAAUGCUACUGUUUCAUUGAAACCAUCUCCUGAAGAACACUGAACACCUGUCUUAGAACAAGUUAUUUUCUUUUUCUUUUUGAACAAAGAACAAAAACCUUUUCUUGAACAAAGUCUUGGAUAAUUUGUGUGCACAGCUAUUUGUGAAACUUUAUAUGAAGGUUUGAUUAUUAAGAGCUUUAUUUGAAUAUGCUGCAGAGACUGCUUGGGGACAUCAGUAAUGACUACAUCAGGACCAGGGUGAGAAAGCUAGAGAAGUCUUUAGUUGUGAUUUGUUCUUUGAAUUUCUCUUGGCUAUGUCAUAAGUAGCCAGACUUCUUCAUUGUUCCCCCGAGUGUUUGUGUAUGCCCCUGUAUACACACACACAACAGGAGAUGAAAGUUGAUAAAUAUUCUUCCAUCCAGCUGAGUUUCUUCUUCCUUUAUCCCUACCAGUAGAAGGGUAUUUAAAGAAAUCCUGUCAUAUGCUCCUUUAUCUAAGUUUUCAGGAGUUUACUCAGCCUAAUUAGGGUUAUAACAACAAAAUAAUAAGAACACGCCAAGUCUGUGGUGGAGUACAACUGUCUUUUCUAAAGAUGACUCAGUCAAUAAUGCAUACACAUGCUCUCUUCUCCUGCUCGCUUUUAAAACACUACCUUUGAACCACACAAAUUAAAAGGAAACAUUUCCUACCAAAAAAAUCAAUUUGUAGCAAAGAGCUGGUAGCUACUCUUCACUCUUGCUAAAUGUGUGCGUGUGCAUGCAUGCUAAGGAUAUUCUUCCACACUUGGUUUAUUGAUGAGACCCUCCAUGGAUUUAUUCCACUCCACGUCAGAGCUUUUCAUUUGUCCCUUUUCCCCCACUUAUUCUGCUCUUAUGUCAUUUGCCUCCCUUUUCAGACUCCACUCACUUGGGCCAUGGAUGCUAUGAGGGUCUUUAGCUUAUUGAGUGAGUCUGCAUCUGAUUUUAAGUGAGAGCUAAAAGCACAUUUGUUCCACCUUGCUUAUACAACAUAUUUUCUUUCUCUGCUAUUUUUAAUAGUCUAUUUAUAUUAUAAAAUUUCAGAGAGUGGAUGUGGACCUAUGUUUCCUCAAACUCUCAGUGAGUACCUGAAAAAGUACCCCAUUUGUCUGAAAGUUACCAUAUAACUAUAAUAAAAUGGCAUUAUGCUAUUUUUGCCCAGUGUAGUUGGCUCAUCUGUAAAGGGAUGAGGCAAAUUAAUGUACAGUUGUGAGAUGCAUCGUAAUUUGCUUCUUCUUACUAUGCUGCUGGAGUUUAAAGCACUCUGAUUUCAAAUGUUACUGUUCAAGUUUCAAGAAUGGUACACUAGCACUAUAUUAUGUGAUAUGAUGGAAACAGACUUAAUCACUCUGUCACUAUUUAUUCCCUGUGCACUUAAACCUUUUCUUUAAAUCUUAACUAUUAGUCAUACCCCAAAUGUCCAAAUCUUUCCUCUGCCAUCUCAGCUACAGCAAAAGUAGGCCCUGAGCCUCAGUUUUUGAGCACUGUCCCAAUUUCUGCACACUGACCUCUCUUUCAAUCAGUCUUACCAAACAGCCCCACUCACACCCCAUACUGUAAGACCUUGGAGUCCUUUCUCUAGCACAGGGAAGGAUUCAGAAAACUGUCAUUCCCAAAGGACUCAGGGAUGGACGGUCAGGAAUAGCACCCCUUGACUUCAGAAGGCCUCAGGCCAUUCUCUUCAUGAGAAGGCAGCUCAAUCCAGGACUCCAUCCUUUUUGAUGAGAUAGCAUGCUGCCUGGUUAAUCAUCCCCUAAGUACCCUUCUUUAUCCUUAGGGACUUGGUACACCUGACCUACUCAGCCCCUUGUUGGGUUACUUUCAAGGAUCCAGUCUUCCCAUUCUCCAUUCCUUCAAUUCGAGUGCAUUUGCCCUACAGUGACACUGUUACUGUGCUGUGCUUUAGUACUUCCAAAAGGACUAAAGCACGGCACAGUAACUGUCCAUGCUGUGCUGUACGUGUGGCACACGGUUAUGUUUAGUAGCCACUUUGCCACAGCAACAUGAUAUAAUGAGGGAGCGUACCACUACGGCUAAGUAGCUUCCAGUCCUGUGUAGACACCCAUGGAUGCUACAUCACAGUAGUACAUUGCUACAGUGAUAUAGUGUCAUGUGUCGACACACCCUUUAUGUAGCAAUCCCUGCACUUCCCACUGCUAGUUUACAGAACACUUUCUUUAAGAGAAGAAAACACAAUAUUUGAAUAUUUUAAAAGUUUAAUAAAAAAUUCUCUGGGCUUAAAACCAAAUUAACUAAUUGUCAUCCUCAUUGUAUUAGUGCGCCUCAAUUUUCAAGUCUCAUUGAAACCCAUAACACUGAUGAUGUUAUAGUGAAUGGGCUGUUAUGCUGGCAUACUACACUCCAUCCUCUAUAUAAAACUUAACAGCUGGCUAUUUCCUGAUAAUCCCUUCAGUGAAGCUAGAUUUUUUUUAAUGCUAAAAACUUCAGUAAAGUCCAUUCAAAGGGGAAAAAAAUUGAAACAAUAUUUUGAGAUUGACCAAGGUCUUCCAAUACAUGAUCUGACACUCCACAAGCUGAAAUGAAACCACUGGCAUUUUAAUUCUACUUAUUUAUGCUGAUAUAUGGAAUUAUGUUUUUCGGUAUCUCCUAUGUGGUAUUUUGGCUUCUAUUCUACCCAGGAGAGCACACAAUUCACCAGUAGACUCUCUAUAUGCCUGAAGAAGGAUGUUUGUGCCCAAAAGCUUGCAAAGAACAAUUUUUCCAACUAUUUAGUUGGUCUAAUAAAAGAUAUCACAUCUA
Alligator mississippiensis (American alligator) is the source of this 8325-nucleotide messenger RNA. RefSeq names its product myosin VIIA and Rab interacting protein (gene MYRIP). Gene Ontology annotation, cellular component: cortical actin cytoskeleton. Gene Ontology annotation, biological process: intracellular protein transport. Bases 410 to 3022 code for a protein of 870 amino acids. NCBI's taxonomy places the organism in Eukaryota, Metazoa, Chordata, Crocodylia, Alligatoridae. Gene Ontology annotation, molecular function: actin binding; small GTPase binding; myosin binding. The transcript has 17 exons. The record is from RefSeq and is a predicted model, not a curated record.